This is a messenger RNA of Hippocampus comes (tiger tail seahorse), 2849 nucleotides long. Its product is annotated as SUZ domain-containing protein 1. NCBI's taxonomy places the organism in Eukaryota, Metazoa, Chordata, Actinopteri, Syngnathiformes, Syngnathidae. The transcript is spliced from 4 exons. The coding region runs from base 301 to 771 and encodes 156 amino acids. The record is from RefSeq and is a predicted model, not a curated record.
GUGCUUGUGCUUGGGAGAACAAUGCCGAGUGGACGUGACGCCAAACAUAGUAAGAGCCGAGGCAGGACCGUAACCAGGAAGGGUUCCUUGUUUCAGUUUAGUAUUACGAUCGCUGGCCAAAUAAAAACAGGUUGGCAGUCCUGUGAAGUCCGUGCCCUUCUUAACUUCGUCAGAAAUCUCGGUUGUUGUGAUUAGACGCUGCUACUGAGCCUUACUUGCCCCGGAGCUACACUGCGCGGAUGCGAAGCAGCAGUUAGCUGGUGUGGGGAAGCCAAAGCUGGGCGGUUGUGAGUUGCUAAAAUGGAGGAUGAAGAGGUUGCAGAGAGCUGGGAGGAAGCGGCAGACAGCGGGGAAAUUGAGAGAAGACUUGAAGCAAAGCUGAAAAUAAACCAGCAGACAAAGAAGUCCAGUUCAAAUUCACCUGUGAGAACUGCGAUUGUAAUCCAGGAUGACUCUCUUCCUGCAGCACCACCCCCACAAAUUAGAAUUUUAAAGCGUCCGUCAAAUAAUGGUACUGCAGGAAAUCCUGCAUCCUCGUCUCGACCUUCCCAGCAGAUGAAGUCUUUGGCCCAGCGGGAGGCGGAGUACGCGGAGGCUCGUCGGAGGAUUCUGGGUAGUGCUUCAUCAGAUGAUACACCUCAGGAGAAUCCAGGCCAAGACAGGCCAGUUCGUAUGACUGCGCAGCCAUCAGAACCACUUCGUCCCAACAGUCAUGUGAUCCGCCAGCCAAGCGGGCUUGAUGGCACUUCCGGCUUCCGACUUGGCAGAUAAACCAGAGCCUCCUGCUUUUAAUGGGUCAAACGUGUUCCCGAGAGCAGUGAAAGGGUGUGUGGUAUCAAGAGCAGAGUGGUGUGUGAACAUUUGAAACAUGAAGAUAAUAAUGUACUCGUCCACCCUCUCUCUACCCAACUUACUGGCGCAGUCUUUGCCAUCCGCCUUGCCUUUUACCAAUGUGGAAGAAUAGGAGGGGCUGGCAGAGAUUAGCUACACCCUCGGUCGGCUCUUCUACGCUAUAAGUAGGCUUUUGCCUACCAUCCCUGAUCACUGUGAUACUUUGCUAUACCAUGAGGUGCCCUUUGCCUCUCACUCAUUCGCAGGCGAGUGUCAGGCUGGCCGGGGUCAGUCCCUUCAAGGUGAUUUAAGUCAGUCUCGGAACAACCCCUGCAAACGUGAACGAAUGAGCUGGCCCUUCCCUGGGAAGUUGAAACGGGCAUGGCUGCGUGCUCUCCGGUAAGACGGGUACAGGCGGCUAAGUAUUUUCAUUUAAGUAACUCUGGUAUUAGGCACUGGACAGAAAGGCAACAUGGUGCCGCCCUUCAUCGCGCCCUUUGUUUUUUUGUGUUUUAAUACUGAAGGAAAUCAAAGCAGUGCACAGUCCUCCAUGGGGUGGGAGUAACUGCCCAUUGGUCACCCAGACAAAAUAUUCAAAGGUUUCAUUAUUGAAGCAAUAACAAGUGUAUCCCCUCCUAAUUUUGUUUUCGGCCCAUUGUCUCUCUUGUGCUUUAGUUCAAAUGGUAUUUUGUUUUGAAUUCUUGAAACUGCAUCCGGUUUUUCUUUCAAGUUUUAUUUUAUUUUUUUUGGUCAAGGAAUUCAAUACACACUUGAUUAUACUUGAUUUGAAUAUUUAUAUGAAUUACCACAUCAAAUUCUAGAGGCUUUGAAACAGUCCAACUUGUUUAUGAAUUGUAUGAGCAAAACUGAUGUCCAUUGGUUUGCUUGAUCUGCAGCGAGUUGGUCAAUGUAAGCCAAAGACUGCAGCAUAUUCACAGACACUGCCAUGAACGUUGAUUGAUGGCCAAUGAUUGAUUUACAAAAGAGGAGUGUCCACGAUGAUGUGAUAUUAUAAUCAGGAAUUCUGUCUGACUUUUGGAUUGUAGUCAAAUUUAACUAUUUUGUGUUUCUAUGGUUCUUUUCUCACAUUUUUACACUAUUGCCAGAUCUCCACAACCCCUCCAACAAAAGUUUGCAAAUCAUGAAAAUAUUCAAGUCAGCUGCAGCCAUUCAGAGCAUUGUUUUUAAACGUUUGACCCAUUUACGCCUUGAAUGCGAAAUGACCAACAUGCUUCUUCAACUGGUGUUCAUUGCACUCAUGAAUGUAGCAUAAGUUUGAGGCAAAUAGAAAAAAAAACAAUGCAACUGGUUCCGACAAGUCUUAAGAAGCACUCCAUAAUCAUCCACUAUCCACUACAAUUAUUUACUUUUAAAAGAACUGAUGAAGUGAAAACGUAUGUUUUAUUCUCUUGAUAAACCAUAAAAAAAAAUGAGCUCACAAUUCUAUUCUCAAUAUCAUACAAAUGAGGCCAUGAUUCAUGAAAUAAAUAUCACACUAAAAUGAAAAGAACUUAAUGCUGGAAUAUCAAAAUUAUUCACUUCAAGUCAAAAGGUUAAAUUUGUUGUACAUUUUCUAAGUCUUAAGAUUAUUAACUCGCUUAGAAGUCAUUUAGGUGCAAUGAGAAUAUUUUUUUCACAAAAGACAAGUAGGAGCAAUCUGUUAUGUACUUGAGUUUAUGUCUCAAUUUUAAUAUUUGAUUUGUUAUUCUCUAUCUCCCUGCGAAUGGAACAGCCUCUUCCCAUAUGCAUGGUACUCAUCAGAUUUCUGUUCUGCGCGGCAGUCGCAUUUAAACUUGGGAACGGUCACAGCAUAUGCUACUAAAGCUCUAUUGCUAUCGCAAAACUCAGGGUAGCAUAUUCAUUUUCAAAACCCAGAACUGCAUCUUUGCUUCAAUUUUGAGUUGGCACCAUUGCUUGCUUGGAAACUCGUUCAAUCUUUGAAUAAGGCACAAACGUGGAUACUCCUGAUAAAUUCCGAAAAGAUUAGAUUCAGUCAUUGUUACAAAUGGGAAGCCAAU